This is a messenger RNA of Paramecium sonneborni, 1401 nucleotides long. The record is from the annotation of a GenBank genome assembly. Lineage: Eukaryota; Ciliophora; Oligohymenophorea; Peniculida; Parameciidae.
AUGUCAAAUAACCAUGCUUAUAAUAAUUAUUGUAAAUCAAGCAUUUUGUAUGCUGUGAAUUAUCAUCCAUUACGAAUCAUAAUCAAUAAAUAAACUACAUAUUCUGAAAUUAAUAAAGUUAUCAAAAUUGCAUGGAAAAUUAGCCCUACUUUUUUAAGAAUAUUUUUAUCUAAUGGAAGUGAAAUUUUUGAAGAAGAUUUAUAUUUAAUUAGAUAAGGUUCAAAAUUAUAUGCUACUCUUGAUGGUUCAGAUUUAGGUUUUAAUGUUUUAUUUUUGAAUUACUCAAUAAAUGAUCAACUUUGUCAAAAUCCAAAUUCAAUUACAAUGGUUGGAAAAAUUAAAUCCAAUAAAACAGAUGUAAUUAUUAAACAAAUUUCAACUAAAUUCUUUUCAAGAGAUGAGUUGGCCCACUUUGUUAAAAUUUUAUAAUAAAUAAAAGAUGAAAAUUGUUCUAAAUUUGUUCAUAUACACGACAUUAUUAUUUUCUAAAGACAACGUGAAAUAGUCUUAAUAACUGAAUAUUGUUAAGGGAAGUCCUUAAAAUACAUAUUAAAUUGUAUAUUAUUUCAUCAUAUGUUUAGAAAAUUAAAGAUUUUCCGAACAAGAGAUCAAAGCAAUCAUUAAAAAUUUAGCUGACAUCAUAUUUUACUGUCAUACUAGAAAUAUCAUCAUAAAAAGCCUGAAAUUUGAAAAUUUGGUUCUUAUUGAAAAAGAAAAUUUGAAUAGCGUAUUAAUUUAUAUAUCAAUUAGUUAAAAUUAACCGAUGUGGGCCUUAAUAAUGCAUAUAGAAUUCAAAAUUUAACUUCAAUAAAUAAUUAUAAUUUUUAUGCUCCAGAAUUGUUAACAUCAAAAGAAUUUACACUUUCAAGUGAUAUUUGGGCAUUUGGUAUAAUUAUAUAUUAUCUAAAUUUUUAAUCCUAUCCUUUUGAUGGUAGAACAAAACUAAUUAUCUAAUAAAAUGUGAAUCAAUAAAAAUAUUAAAUAAGAGAUGAUGCUAAUCCUAUUUUAAAAGAACUUUUAAAGUAAAUCUUUGUUAAAGAUCCUGAUUCAAGAAUUAAAAUACAAGGAAUUAUAGAUCAUCCUUAUUUCAAAUAAUAAAAUAAAUUGAAUCUUAGUUUUCAUGGCUCUCAUCAUAAACUUAGUCUGAAUCUUCUACGAUUGAAUAGUAGAAAUAGUUUUAGAAAAAAAACAAAUAGUUAACGAUUAGAUUCAGAAGAAAACAAUUCCUCAAUUAAAAGAAUUUAAAAACAGUUUUCCCUUUAAAAAUAACCAGAAAAAGAAUAAUCAAUAUUAAAUUAAUUCUAAUCAAAAUAGUACUAAUGUAAAUUAGCUAGAAAAAGAUGUCUUUCACAUAUGAUUAUUAAAUAAUAGAUAAGAUAAUCUACUAUCAAAGAAUUUUGA